AUGAAAGGCACAUAUUUUGUUUAUCGAGAUUCGAUAACUGAGCUGUGCGUUCUGUCUGUGGCUGUCGAUUUUACUCAAAGAUUUUGGUUGUGGGCUUGCGAGCAACAUUUAUGUAUAACUUUUGGGUUUGCCAUUGUGAUUUGCCGGCUGGGGUCCAUUCUCCCACCGUUUGUUCCUCAAAUUGAUAUGUUUGAUUUCUUUGUGGUAGUCACAAAUGUAAUUUCACAUUUCCGUCUUUUAAAUCUGACCAUAGAGAAUAGCACCAUUCCGCCUAUAAAGUCACAACUCCGAACAAUAUUAGAUCUCCGAGGUUAUCCCAUGUGCAUAAACACCGUCUUAGAUUUUGUUAAUCAAAUGAAUAGGGACUUAAAAAUUCUAUGCAUUUUGUCCCAUCGUUUCGCCAAUUAUCAAACAUUCAACACCAAUAAGCUUGUAAUAAACCAUCGUACUGAUUGGACUGUUGAAGUUGCCAAAACUAAUAGUGUUUUGUGGGUUGAUAAAGCUAUGGUUUGUUCUGGACUGGAAGAGUUUGGAGAGGGUGAGAUAGCUCCUGAAAAAUCACAUUUAAUUAAAGCUGAAAUUUCAGCAGAUAGAUCAUGUUUUGGUAAAAAAUAUGUAACGGAACCUUUUGAUGACAAUAAUUCAUCGCAUUACAAACUAGAAGUGAAAAACAAUGCAAUACCUUUUAAAACUCAAACUUUUGGCACAGUUAGUACCAACAGAAUCAUUCACGUUACUUCACCAGCACGAAAGGUAGGUAUCCCUAUUAUUUACUUGAAUCAAUGUAUUUCCCUCCAAAGGAAAUAUGUAUUAAAGUCUACAAACAGAACCGAAAUAAAGAGCAAGUUUCGUCGUGAAGUAGAUCUAAAGCGCCAAUUAAAUUAUUCAAGUGGAAUUAAAGACCCAAGGGUGUUACAAAUACAGGCUAUCAAAAUAAAGGAGGAAUUCCGAUCACAAUCACCAGUCAUCAAUUGCCUCGAUGAGACUGGUACCACUAAAACAAAACAGAUGGGCAAGACUAUGCGACUACCAUAG
This is a messenger RNA of Echinococcus granulosus, 1035 nucleotides long. RefSeq lists its product as hypothetical. The transcript is spliced from 11 exons. The coding region runs from base 1 to 1035 and encodes 344 amino acids. Lineage: Eukaryota; Metazoa; Platyhelminthes; Cestoda; Cyclophyllidea; Taeniidae. The record is from RefSeq and is a predicted model, not a curated record.